CACAGAAGAAGAAGACGAAGAAUGUUGGAACCUGAACCAGUGGGUGUGACAGUUUAUGGAAAAUGGCUAGCUGGGGAAGUGUUGCUGGAAUUUUGAGAAACUUUUUGAGGAGACCUUGGUCGUACAGAUCGCUGCAUCGUGCCUUGGGACCUGGCAUUUUGGGGUCUCUCGUUGGAAGCGGACUGAUAUAUUAUCACUAUGAACCGAGCAAGAGGUUUUUGCCCUAUACCGUUCAUGCCGAGGAGGAAAAGGUAAAGUAUAUUUGGUAAAGUGACGCAGCAGUAACUAGCUGGAUGUAUAUCUGUAACGUUAGCUAGCUAAAAUUAGCUAGUCAGUCACGAUGUUUGACAGUUUCUUGCUAGUUAGCUACCUGUCAGUGCCUUGUGAAUCAGUAUUUGUUCGCUACACUCGUCUACCAUUAUCACAACUAAAUAUUAGUACAGUGCACAAGUAAACAUAGUAAACAAGUAGCCUAUUUAAGGCUGCGUACAAAUAUGGUAGCUAGCUCAUUGUUUUCUGAUCCAAUCAACAUUUGAGAAUACUGGGGUGCGUUCAGUACGACAGAAUAGUGUCCCCAACGUUGAAUUCGACAGAAACGGUACUGUACUGAACGACUACUUCUUCUUCGGUGGAGUUUACCGGCUGUUGGCAUCCAAUAUGUUGUAUUACCGCCACCAACUGAAAUAUAGUAUACAUCCAUUACACUUUGUGAUACAAAAGGGGAAACGGGAAAAAUGAAAAAAUAUGUAUUUUUAAUUACCCUACCAACUAACCCUACACUCAUUAAAACCCACCACCUUAUUCCACUAAUUUAACCCUAUCUGAUCCUACCCCAGGCCAAUGACCUGAGAGGACGGGACACUACCACUCAUCACACCCUGUAACUCUUCUGAAGUCAAAUAUCGUACCCCCAAAUAUCGUACCCCCAAGCAGUGGUGAUUUUAGCAUGUAAAUCUUGGUGGGGGAAAAAAAAGUGGGAUGCAUGCCAGCAAAGCCACAACACUAAAUCAUACAUUAAUUGCACUAUAACGGUGACAAACGGUGCCCACAAACUGUUAGGACCUACAUAAAGCUGUCCCAACACCUUACCACUGCUACACCUGGCAAUCAGCGGAGCCUUGUCUGGUAGCGAAACAGUUAAUUCAGCUGCAUAUACUUCCUUUAAAAAAAACAUAGCUGAUAUGGCUGAAUUGCUUAAACAAAUGUGGUUUCUACUGACAAUUGACAAUACUGACAAUCUAUGGCAUAAGGGGACGAUGAGUGGAUAAGAAGCAAUCUGUAAUUUCGAUAAAGACAUUAAUGAGCGAGCUAGGACGGCCGUAGUCAGUAUAACUAUUUGUUUAGCACUCUUGAAAUGUACAGUGACAGAAUUCAGAAAAUGGGCCGUUCUUAGUGUUCUCCCUGUACACCAAGUCAGAACCUUAGGAUAAGUAAAGGGGGCAUAUAAGCAGACAAUGAAAGCUCUUACAAUAUUUGAUGAUUACGUUUCUCUAAAACAGGUUAUAGGCUACAUGUGCACCACCAAGUCAGAACAGUAGGCGAAAUUAAGAGUAGUAAAUAGACCAAAUUAUUAGGGUGAGGCAAAUGGGCAACUAACAGCUUACUACACAACAUACACUUAGUAUUACUUUCUUAGCUACAGUAUACAUAGCUCCCUGGCAUAUUACAUCAUUUAUGCAGCAGCAUACAAGACAUUUUUGGACUCACCUUGUGCUGUGCUCACUUGAACAGGAAGGUGGCGUGGCGGUCCUUCGUGGGCAAAUUUUGUCAAAAUGUAUUUUCCCAGUCGGAGCUCGUUUUUUCCAGACUUCCCAGUUGUCUUGAACUCACUGAAGUCAAGUUUUCGCAGUUCUGAGUUAAGUUGUUUUGAGCACGGCACAAUUCAUGCUUCGUUGACAGCAUGGCCAAUGUUGAAUGUUUAUCAUUUUAAACUUGGAAAAGAGACCCUUAAUCCCAGAUUUGGGACUACACAGCCACUCCACUGAAUAGCAGGCUAGUGACUGCUUUGCAAUGCUUGCAGUUAGUCACUGAUUCCUUCCAAAUUGUUGAAUUUGCGAUUUCCAACUUGUUGUGUAAUGUUUAUGGCCGAUGAGCACCGACACGUUUUAUCUAUAAUUUCUCCAUUAUUUAUCUUCAUAUGACAAGGAUUAAAAAGGAUUUGCCAGUAGAUUGUCGACUUGAUUGAUGAUGAUGACUGCUAGCUAAGAUUUUGAAAGUAUGAUGUUGACAUGAUCCAAUCAAAGCUACUGUAAAUAUAACGUGCAUUGACGUCAUUUUAUCUGUGGCCAAUGACCUUGAGCCUUCUUGGAUGGGCACUUCUAAUGUAACUCUAUGGCAGCACCCAAGGGGCUUGAAUUUUCGAACUCUACCCUAAGACUUGGCGUUGACGUACUGUCCCCACGAGUGACAGAGCACUGAGCUAAUCAUGGUGCAACUAGAGAACAUUACCAACACCUACGCUCCGUAUUUUCCACUGGCUGCCCCACCACCAAAGAAAGCACUGAGCUAGGCUGAAACACCUGCAUUUUGGAGCUGCCUUACUCAAGAAAGCUAAAAAGAGACCAUGUUUGUAUGCGGCUUUAUUAACUCAAUGAUUAACUCUGCCCCACCUGCUCUGAAUGACAGGUCGCCACUGCCUCCAAGUACUUCUCUUCAACUUCCACUACAUCUAUUUUCUGUGACUUAUGUUCCAUCUCUGCGGUACAGUUGAUAACCAUUGCUAUGAACGCUAAGAAGACAAUCUUACUGAAACAUCACUCAUUGGCCUAUCCCUCUGUUCUUGCACAGAUGUACUAUUCACGGGGAUCCUCUCAGAAUCCCUCUCCCUUGAUCCACCCUCUUACUUUCUUCACUGCCUCAGCAUACAACUUCUUCUGCACAACUCUGACCCUGGCCACCUCAACCUGCCUCUCGCACUGGACACCUCCAAUCCCCAGCAACAUGGGCACCCCUACAGUUUUUUUGUUUUGUUGUGGUGGUACACCAUUCCUUCCCCUACAGUUGACACACACAGCUUUUUCCACCGAAACUACACAUUCCACUGUCCCAUGUCCUUCUGCACACUUCCCACAUCUUGGAAUCUCCCUCCUACACACUGCUGCCACAUGCCCAUAAACAUGACACCUAUAACACUGCGGUGUAUUCGUCACAAAUGCUCUAACAGCAUAACUCCUAUAUCCUAACAUUACUUUGUUAGGUAAAGACUCUGAAUCAAAGCUCAAAAGAACCGACUGUGUCACCUCUGUUUCACCACGCUCCCCACCGGAUCUGCGUCGCACCAAACAGCGGGCGUCACAAACAUCAGGAAUCUUCAACUAAAAUUGCUCCACCUCCACACUUAACGCUACCCCAGAAAUCAUUCCCUUCAAUGGUGCCCUGUUCCUAAGCGCAAAGGAAGAUACAGGUCUUUCCCCAAGUUGUGUCGCAUGGAGCGCCUGCUCCCUCUGAUCUGAAGAAACGGAAACAAACAUCACAAGUCCGCUUCGGGUUACCUUCACCGACACAACAGCACCCACCAUCUUUUCCACCCAACCAUGGAUCAGCCAAAAGGCCUGGUACCACCCUCUUCAAAAAUCACACUCCAUCUGGACCAAACUUAUCUUUAUCACACCCAUGUUCAUCAAUGCAAGGCUUGGGUUCCAAGCUCCUCACAGCACCUUCUACCCCUUCCAUUUCACCUCCAGAACUCAAACUGGCGUCUGGCUCACUCUGUUUGAAAUUGACACCAAUCUUCCUCGACAUACUGUCAUCAAGGCAAAGGGUGGCUACUUUGAAGAAUCUGAAAUAUAAAAUAUAUUUAGAUUUGUUUAACAAUUUUUUUUGUUGACUACAUGAUUCCAUAUGUAUUAUUUCAUAGUUUUGAUUCCUUCACUAUUAUUCUACAAUGUAGAAAAUAGUAAAAAAUUAAGAAAAACCCUGGAAUGAGUAGGUGUGUCCAAACCUUUGACUGGUACUGUAUAUCAUAAACAAGUUUUUUACAUAAACACACACUUCAAUAACUUGUGCCAUAACUACUUCUUUAAUUCACACAAUACACAUACAUGAAGUAAUUCACCCCCUGGAUAAUUGAUCACUUUGGUUAUUCCAACCAAUAAACGUUCCUCGAUGACUCGUAGACUAAUUUGCGUAAUGCACACCGGCACUAUAAAAAGAAAACAAACACAUCAGGUAGGUUAAAUUAUAUGGUUAUUCUCUACAAACACUUUGAUUCUUCUUCUAAUAAUAUAUUUCACAUUGCUUGAGCAUGUCCCGACUAACAGUUCUUGUGCUGAUGUUGCUUCCAGAGGCAGUUUGGAACUCGGUAGUGAGUGUUGCAACCGAGGGCCGACACUCGGCGGUCCCGUUCUGUGAGCUUGUGUGGCCUACCACUUCGCGGCUGAGCCAUUGUUGGUCCUAGGUGUAUCCACUUCACAAUAACAGCACUUACAGUUGACCGGGGCAGCUCUAGCAGGGCAGAAAUGUGACUUACUGACUUGUUGGAAAGGUGGCAUCCUAUGACAGUGUCACGUUGAAAGUCACUGAGCUCUUCAGUAAGGCCAUUCUACUGCCAAUGUUUGACUAUGGAGAUUGCAUGGCUGUGUGCUCAAUUUUAUACACCUGUCAGCAACGGGUGUGGCUGAAAAGGACCAAUCCACUAAUUUGAAGGGGUAUCAGUGAUUGGCUCAGUGAUUUUUUUUUACGAAUAGUUACAUAGCCUAUAUGGGAAUAACAGACAUGAGCCAAGUAUGGCAUAGGUUAUAAGACCUCUAUGAUUAAUUUCAUUUAGUCAGUUCUACCACCUCAACAUUGCUAAUUUUAAACAGGGUUAAAUAUGUUGUAGUAAAGUUCAGCUUCAGUCCACAGGGGGGCACUGUCACUGUCAGAAGAUAUGCGCUUCAGUCAGAAAAAGGUUCUUAUCUCUUUGGUCUCUAGCUAGCCAGCCAGCCAGCCAAGCUAGCUACAGAAACGAAACGAAACCAAUCAAAUGCACUCGCUGGAAAUAAACACUUUUCCUGAUAUCAUGACUUAUAUCAACAUCAGUGGAGACUGCUGAGGGGAGGACGGCUCAUAAUAAUGGCUGGAAUGGAGCGAAUGGAAUGGCAUCAAACACAUGGAAAUCAAGUGUUUGGUGUAUUUGAUACUAUUCCACUCCAGCCAUUACCACAAGCCCAUCCUCCCCAAUUAAGGUGCCACCAACCUCCUGUGAUCAACAUCCUUAGCGUGCCCAUUCACUAAAUAUACUGUUAAAAAACUGACACCCUAUAGCUUAAGAAUGCUGAGCGCUAAUGCUAGUUUAUUAGCGUUAGCCAAUCCUUAUGCUGAGGGAGACUAGCGUGUUAGUAUGGAAGUCCAGAGAGGACAUAUGAAUAAAAUGUUUUUUUAUCUCGUUAUGUUGAUCACAACUUAUUUAUCUCGAUCAUGACAUAACAAGUUGUUUUGUUGAUCACGAGAUAAACUAUAUAUAGGAGUGGACAUAUUGAUGAUAGAUUGAAAGUAUGGCUGAGGCGGCAGAGGCCACGGUGGAUCAGCGCAUCAUUUUGUAUUGUAACUUUUUUGUUAUGUAGUGAUCAUGAGAUAAAUACAAUUGUGAUCUCGACAUAACGAGGGAUUUUAUUUUAUUUUAUUAAUGUCCUCUCUGGACUUCCGUAAGUUAGCACAAACCAAGGGGCCAGGGUUCCGGUCUAGAAGCACGGGUUUGACUGCUCCUACAGUUUUGCUUCGGUAUUGCAGUUUAACUGACGCCCGGCCAGGAAAGACAAUUUCCAUAGACGGUCACAUAGAGAAGUCAGAUUAGAAAAUUCCUAAUAAGACACUUUAGUCAUCAACUUUGUGCACAAAACAUCCAUUGAAUUAAUCAAAUAAUUGUUGCUGAGGCUGAUUUAUUAUGAUCUUUAUCACUCACAAAUAAUUAAAUUUUUUAUAUUAAUCUAAUGUCUGCCAUGUUUUUGGAUGACAUGAUGAUGUCGCUGCUUGUCGGUGCUGACCCCUACCUUUUUGAGGGAAAAAAGUAUUACUUGUUAAACUAAAUAUUUUUCUCUGAACAAUUUUAUUAGUAUAAUAUAAUUUCCCAAUUUUUGUGAGCAUACAAUAUAGCUCAGUAUUUUUUGCUAAUCUUUAUCAAGGGUGUCAAUUUCGUACCCCACUGUGUAUCCAUAGUAGGUAGACGGUUCUUACUAAAUCGGCAUCCCUUACAUCACCACACAAGAAAGUAUUCAAUCCAGUUGUUAGACCUAUGUUUUCUAUCUAUGGGGAAAUUGUGCAAUCAGUAGCCUAGAUAAAUUGAUAGUGGAAGCAAGUAAAAUGUAUUAAUUAACUAAUUGCUGUUAGCCAAAUGAGACAUUCAUGCAAUGUGCCACAAUAGUUGGUCAGGAGUACUGACAAUUCGUUCUAUAGCCAUGACCUUAUCCAAUUUUCAGCUUUGCACUGCCCUUUUAUUUUAGACUUUGUCCUCCUUUUCGUGCUAAUGCUUCCUUCCGUAUUAUAGUUGCUUCCAGUGUUGCAGCUGUCUGCCAGACGGAUGUGCUUCAACCAGUUUGCUUCCAUGACGUACAAUGAGGAACCCUACAUGACACCAAGGGAUUUCCUCUUCUCAAUCAUGCUGGAGAAUGUUGACCGUAAGUACAGUAGUAUCAAAGGAAAGUGUCCAUGUUGUAAAACGGCCUAGCUGGUAGAAAAGGGAAUACUUCAUGAUGUAAUGAAUUGAAUUGAUUGGCAUAUGGCUACACAAGCUCCCUCUGUAAGUGUAUUCAAUUUUGUUCCAGGCAAGAACUGGGCUUUACAUUAUUUUCCUUUCAUCUGCUAUUAGGUAAAUUACAAAAGAAAGCUCUAACCAAAAAGGUGAGUGUUGGGAUCGGGUUAACUCAUUGUCAGAACGUGUUUGGGAUUUUAGUCUUAUCGUGCAAUGCCAUCAACAUGAGCAUUACAGCAAGAGAUGACUAUUGGUUGUUUCUCUUGUAUAAUCUCUGAUACUUGCAGGAGGUGGAUAAGAUGCUGGAUGCUGCCUCACGGGUCCAGGCAGGCAACAGUCUGUUCAGAAACUUUGGAGACGAUGGUACGUUUUCAUGCCAUGGUCAAACAGCCUCACUGGUGCUAUGUGCUUCAUCAAAGUAAAAAGAUGCUGGAUAGUUAUACUUCAGGCAGGAAAUAUGUAUUUGAUCACUAUGUGGGAGUGUCAAUCUAAACAGGUUAAAUGAACACUCACUGAAAUGUUUGUGUUAUAGAGAAGGCAUGUUUUGUGUCUUGCAGGUCUGAUAUCCUACACAGAGUACCUGUUCCUGUUGACUAUUCUGACCAGUAAGUUAUAGACCCAGAAUGACAUACAGUGGAAACAGCCCUCCCUUUCAAUGACAUGCAUUUGGAACCAGCAUCCUCCCAUUCUUACACAACACAUCUUACUACAUCUGGGUCGUGUGCAUCAGGAGAACCAUAGCAAAAUGAAAAUGUUGCCCAAUCACCAACAAUGUUGUGCUUGAAUCAUUAUUUCAGAAGACCCUGCUGCUAACCUUGUGGAGUGGACAGCAAUUGAAAACUAACCGCUCAUCUUGCCGCUGCUUUGUUCUGUCCAAGCAGCACCUAGAUAAGCCUGUGAUGUUAUUUUCUAACAGAAAAUGCAUUGUUAUUUCAGAGCCACACACAGGAUUUCAUAUAGCUUUCAAAAUGCUUGAUAUUGAUGGCAAUGAGCAUGUGGACAGAAAGGAGUUUCUCAAGGUAUGUUUUAUAAUCUAUAUUAUAAAAUGUUCCUUAAAGGGCCAAUCUGCAAUUCAAACAACAGCAAACAGGUACCCCUCCACAGCUUUGGGUAAACAGCUUAGGGGUGGGCCUAGAGAAAUGUAACCACUCUCAAAUUCAUAGACCGGAUCAUGGAUGCAAGGACUGACCAUCCAUGAGAUCGAUGCAAGGACUGACCAUCCAUCCAUAGACAGUUGAACUUAUAAGCUCAUGAGGAAUUUAUAAUUAAUAUUCUUCAAUAAUCAAUAGCUACAUAUCAUUAAUUUUACAUUUUAAAAAUGGAUGUAGCAAAUGCAGAUUGCCCCUUUAAAUGUUUUUUUUAUGUUGUGCUUCUCAAGGAAUUGAUGGAAUUGUAUUUUAUGUUGCAUAUAGUAUUCUGUAUUCAGUCUUGUAUUGUAUAUCAAAUUAUAUAGUUGUGUAUAUCUUAUAUCAAGUAUCCACACUCCAAAAUAUUGCCGCCCCUUACAGGGACAUUACCCAAUUGGAAGUUUUGACAUAAAUGCUCCUACAAUUACUGAGUACUAUGCACUCUUGAUGCUAACGCAGAGGUACUGUAUGGCCAGUACCUCAAGUCUGUGCCACAUGUUUGAUGUUCCUCCCACCUCAAUUGGUUCCUUCUGUCAAAACAUUGGCCUAUUCAUUCUGUCUGAGGUACCACAUUUUAUAAGGCACAGAAACUAGCUUGUAAACAUACUGUAUUUGCGAGUUGGCUUUAGCACAAUACAAUAUGCAUACAUGGCUACAUAAAUGCCUGUGACUAUACAAUUUUGUACCAAACCAAUGAAAAGUUGAUUCCCUAAUUUAGAACAGAGGCUGGUGUGAAAAUCGGCAACACAAGGAACCACAAGGGUUAGAGUUAAAACAUGUUAUGCCUCUCCCAGUUAGAUUAUGGUUUGGUUUAGAAGACAAGUUCCACACCUGACAAAGUAGAGAGGAGCAGCAUGGAUAAUCAUUCGGUGUGUUUGAGGGGAUCUUGAUCACAUAAUGAGUAGUAAUUGGGAUGCAAGGUGAUAUGUAGAUCUGUGUGAUUCUGUGUGGUCCAACCGCUUUGUAGUCAAUCUCAAACACACACUGUUUGCUGUUUCAUACUGGCUCCAGUUUUAAUAUUAGAGUGAGGCAUCGUGGGUAGUUGAUAACCUUUUGACUAAUGAACAAUUCUCUGUUAUUGCUGACAUUUCUUGGAUAAUUCAGAUGAGUAAGAGGUAUGUAUGUAUGUGUUAUUAGUGAGUUUAACUGAAUUAGUAGUUUCCCGCAUUCUGAGAAAAUGUAAGCUAGCUAAGAAAUGCUCUCACUAAUAGUAAAUCUUUUUAGUUGAAUCUUUUGUUGUUUAGUAUCUGCAUUAUUAUAAUGCAAGGAAUCAUUGUUGCUGCUUUGUUUUAUGAUGAAGCUCAAGAAAAUCAUUGGGAAAAGAAAAGAGAAAGUGCCUAAGAAAGGUGACACAGACGUGGUGAGUCAACACUCUAAACAUUUUUUCUUUUUAAGACGGAAAUCUCCUUAUUCAUAUCUGUGACUUUUGGAAAAGCUUUUUUUAGAAUACUUGAUAUAGAUGACAUUGAAUUGUCUUUGGGGAAAUGCCCAUUGAAAGCACUAAGGCUAGCCAACUCUGUCAUUAUACGAUGAUUUAAAUGUAAACCGUUGUGUACCGGCUAGAAAACUGAUUGUUUACUCGUAUUUCAAGUAUGAUGGGGCUUGCAGUAAUAACAAAGGCAGGGAGUGUUGAAACUUGAUGUCAUCUUCACAGAAACCAAUCGCAGAGGGGGAGGAUGUGAACACUACACUGCAGGCCUUCUUCUUUGGCAGGAAUGGUGAAAACAAGCUUCAGUACAAGGGAUUUUGCAGGUAAAAUAUCUGUGGGUUACCAUGUAGUGUCAUUGGUGUUAAACGGUAUAGCUACUCUACCUUUUCCUCACAGGUGUACCUAAUCCUAGUAAAAUCAUGUUUCCGAUACUCAGUAUAGACUUACUGUAUGAAUAGUUAUGAAUAGACUUCAGACUAGGAGUGUUGAUAUAGAAUCAUUGUUGCCUGUUAGAUCAUAAUUAAUAUGGUUACAUGGACAGGGGGAACCUGAUCCUAGAUCAGCAAUCCUACUCUUAGACACUUUUUGAGUACGGGCCCAGAACCGACCUAGUCACGUUCAGUGUCUCUACUCUGGAUGUCUCCUCUAGGUUCAUGGAGGACCUGCAGGAGGAGGUGCAGGAGAUGGAGUUCCUGCAGUUCUCCAAGGGUAUGGACACCAUGCGGCGGGAGGACUUUGCCGAGUGGCUGCUGCACUACACCAACGAGGAAACCAACGAGGCCUACUGGGAGAACAUGAGGAAGAGGAUCCCCGCGGGCCAGGUAAAAAGGAAAUGUGGUCCUGUUCCAAUACUUCGAGAAAUCCACCCUUCCUUCCUCGUUUCCUGGAGGUCGUCACAGAUCAUUAAGGGUUGUGAUAGGUGAAAGAGAGGUUGCAAAUUGCCAACCAAUCAUUUUCCACAAUCCAACAAAUUCAGAUAUGGGGUCACUUUAAUGAAGGAAGAGAUCAUAUUCGGAUAGGGAUAAUAUGCAGUUAUGUCAAUGUACCUUCAGGUCGAAGAAGUUGUGAAAUAUAACACAUUUUGGGGGGCUCUCAAGGGGUGACUUCUCAAUGUACGACUUGGAAAUGUGUCCCUCUUCUCUUGUAGAGCAUCACAUUUGAUGAGUUCAAAGCAUUCUGCCUCUUCACCAACAACCUGGAGGACUUUGCCUUCUCCGUGAAAAUGAUAAGUGAAGCCAACCGACCUAUCGGAAUGGGUAAUUUUCUUAUUCUACAUUUUUCUUUUCUUUUUUGUAGGAAGGGCAUUUUGUCUGAAAGAUUCUGAUUCUACACAUUCAAAUCACUUUAAAGCAACAUUCAGCAGUUGAAACCAUAACAAAGCGUACUCCCUGCCCCUGUUUCGGUAAAAAGCUGGGGGAUGGGGCUGAAGAAAUUUAACCACUCUCAAAUCUAUAUCCAGAAGGACUGACCAUCCAUGAUAUCAACAUUUUAACAAUGUUUUGAGGCUAUAUAGUAUUUGUUUACAUUUACUUUGUUUACAAACAUUGGCGUAAAACAAGCUUAUAUUUUGGGUUCUGAUGGGGUACACAGUUGAACUAAGCUCAUGAUACAUUUUUCAGUGUUAUUCUUCUAUGGAUACAUAUCAUCAUUCAUUUAUUAGUCCAAAAAUAGAUGUAGCAACUGCUGAUUGCCCCUUUAGCCAAGUACAUUAUCCUGAUAGUUUCUUUCCCUUCCAUUCUCUGCAGUCCAAUUUAGGCGAGCUGUGAAGAUUGCCACAGGGCACGACCUCUCGGAGAACGUGCUAGACACUGUGUUCAAGAUCUUUGACCUGGACGGCGAUAACUGUCUGAGCCACAAGGAGUUUAUUGGAGUGAUGGAAGACAGAGUACUGCGCGGCUUGAAGGUACAUGGGGCAUUUAUCAGUUGA
Messenger RNA from Coregonus sp. 'balchen', 11150 nucleotides. The record is from the annotation of a GenBank genome assembly. Lineage: Eukaryota; Metazoa; Chordata; Actinopteri; Salmoniformes; Salmonidae.